ACUUCGGCCAGUCUUUGUGUCCUCCAACCAUGGGUACAGCGGUUUAGGGGGGCGCCGCACCUGCACAGACCCAGAGGGGCGCCAUCAGAAGACAGCAUCACGUCAAGAGGAAGAAAUCGUUGGUUUCAGCUUGAAGGGGGGGCUACGGCGGUGUGACCAAUCAACUUGAAGGGAAAACCUAUCAUCUGUGGAGAAAGGAAUAUCUCUUUUCUUCCUCUUUUUACCAUUUGACAAAUUUCUCACACUUUUUCGUGGUUUUGCUGCACUGAUUUGGAUUAUAGGAAACCUUUUUGGGACAAUUUCAGCAUCCAAGUGAAAGCUUUUUGGAUUAUCCUCUGAGGUCGGCUGUGUCCUUUACCAUCUAAGGGAUCUACCUGCUUAUCCCCUCCACCUGGAACAACUUAGAUGAGCUCAACCUGCUAAUAACUCACCAAACAACAAGAGCGAGGCCUGCACUGAUCACUGUGUUUCUGCAACAUUGAAACCACCCUUUUGUGACCUCUUGAGCCAUGGUGCUGCUGAAGGUGAAGUUCAGCCAUCCGCGGCGGGUGCGUCUGGCCCAGGGCCUGUGGCUGCUGUCCUGGCUGGCAGUGAUGUGCGGGACCUUCAUCUUUUGCCUGGGGGUUUACCUUAAGACAGAGCUGCUCCGUAGGGCCGAGGUGAUGGACAACACAGAGAUCCACGUGGUGCCCAACAUCCUGAUGAUGGUGGGCCUGGUCUCCAUCGGCACCAACUGGGUUGCCAGUCGUGUGUGUCAGGACUCCCUGGACGCAAGCCGCUUCCCCCGUUGGAAAGUUCUCCUGCUGGCUUGGUUUGUCGUAGCUGCACUGCUCUGUUGUCUGCUCAUCGCUGUUGUGGUGCUCAGCUAUGCCCUGCAAGGACGCCUUGAGGAGUCCCUGAAGGUGGGCCUGAGGAAUGGUAUUCGGUUCUACAAGGACACUGAUGUGCCAGGCCGCUGUUUUCAGAAAGAGACCAUCGAUCGUCUGCAGAUGGAGUUUCGCUGUUGUGGAAACAACAACUUCAAGGACUGGUUUGAAGUUCAGUGGGUCAGCAACAGAUACCUGGACUUCACCUCUAAGGACGUCAAGGAUCGUAUCCGGAGUAACGUGGACGGCCGUUUCCUGCUGGACGGUGUUCCUUUCAGCUGCUGUAACCCCGCCUCCCCUCGCCCCUGCCUGCAGUACCGCCUGACGGAUAACAGCGCCCACCACAGCUAUGACUACCAAACAGAGGAGCUCAACCUGCACAACCGCGGCUGCAGGCAGGCUCUGACCGAUUACUACAUGGAACUGAUGAAUUCAACUGGUCCUGGUGUGCUGUCAGUCAUCUUAAUACAGAUAUCAGUGCUCGUGAGCCUGCGGUACCUGCAGACGUCCGUGGAAGGAGCCAUGGCUCUGGAGGACCCAGAGGGCGACAGUGAAGGUUAUCUCCUGGAGAAGGAUGUGAAGUCAACCUUGAAAGAUCUCAAAGCCAAAGCCCUGACCAUGCUUAAGUUCGAUCAGGUUGACCCCAACGCUGGCGAAGCAUCCCCCGAGGCUGCGGAUGGCGAGAAGGCUGCUGAUAACACUGCAGAGAAGGCUGCUUCCCCUUCUCCUGCAAGCUAGAGGGGGAAAUUAUUGAAAUAAGAGCUGAGGAGGAAGGGAUGCAAGGGGGGGCGGAGGGGCUGAGUUUUCUUGGUCGUGUGGGUUGGCUGGUGGCAGGUAGAACACCUGUUGGGUUUUGACACGUUAGGCUUGAUUUACGCUCCACCAAUGCAGCAGCCGCACGGCCAAAACAAGGCAACACAUAGGGAAUCUUAUCAAGCCCUGCACACCCACACCAAAUCUAACAUCUCCUCAGUGCAGGACCUCAUGAAUGUGUAACCAUCAGAGAGCCUGUUCAGGAGAUGUGUAGCACUUUUUGUUGUAACUAGAAGAGAGUACAUUCAGUUUAAAUGGGUGUAGCGUUCACAGACAUGUAUUUAAAACGUUUUGACAUUUGGCUCAAAUUUGGAACAGUCACAUAACGCUCAAUGUUGAUCAGUGCAUUUGUAUUAUUCAUCACCCAGCUGUAGAGUUUGUAACUGCAACGAAAUGCAUAGGAACCUGUUAAAAAUGGAAAAAUGAAUUAUAUAUUAAAGGUAGAAGUUUUUAACUGCUAAGUAGAGUCUGCUUCCUUUUGUACAAGCAACAUAAUAGAGGAGCGAGUUCCCCGACUGGGUUAUCUGAGUUCGGCAAGGAGAGUUGGAUUAAGUGUGUGUGUUUGUGUGUAUGCGUGCGUGUGAGUGUGGUGCCCUAUAUGAAGCUGUCAUCUUGUCUAUUCUGGCAGCUCUGAAACAAUCUGAUAAUCCUUGUAUAGUUAAUCCCAGAACUGCUGCACAAGCAGUAUCAGCACAGGCUGGCAGCACACAGGAGCACACUCGACAGCGCGCUGACACAACACGCUGGAGGUCAUUUUGUGACGCGAAACGGUUUUUAAAUGCUUUUUAUUUGCAAAGAACACAUCAUGGUGAUCUGUCCUGGCUACAGGUAUAUCCCAUGUGUGCUCGUUCUUCUUAAAUAAAAGUCUAUCACA
Messenger RNA from Chelmon rostratus (copperband butterflyfish), 2553 nucleotides. RefSeq names its product retinal outer segment membrane protein 1b (gene rom1b). The record is from RefSeq and is a predicted model, not a curated record. Lineage: Eukaryota; Metazoa; Chordata; Actinopteri; Chaetodontiformes; Chaetodontidae. The coding region runs from base 510 to 1604 and encodes 364 amino acids. Gene Ontology annotation, biological process: visual perception. Gene Ontology annotation, cellular component: membrane. The transcript is spliced from 6 exons.